UCGGCUGCUUCUGUUGGAAUGGAGAUUUUUGUUACCUUGCUGUUGAUCCUAUGGAUCUUGUUUGAUGUCAACUAUUUCAUCUAUGCCUUCUUGACAUUUCUUUAUGGUUUUAUAAAGGGUUUGAUAUCGCCUAUUAACCUGAUGGACGAAAGCGUCAUAUACGGCCUCUGUAUGACGAACGACAUGGAUCUUCAGUGGCAUAUGAACAAUGGUAGAUAUCUAAGGAACUGUGACUUUGGCAGGUUCAUUCACAUUAUGGAGACCAAAAUAUACCCAACAGCCAGAAGGCUCGGGGCCAACAUGUAUCUGGCUGGGAGCAACAUCCGCUACAGGAGGUCCCUGCAGUUGUUUGAUGUCUACCGCAUCCACACCAGGAUUUUGUGUUGGGACGACAAGGCAGUGUACCUGGAGCAGAGUGUCCUGAGACACAAGGACAACUUCGUGUGUGCGGUGUGUGUGCUGAAGAUGGUGGUGGCCGGGUCUGGAAGCAACCCACAGAAGAUCAUCGACGUCAUGCAGCCGGGGUUGAAGUCUCCCGAGCCGUUGCCAGAAGUCAGCAAGUGGAUUGAGAGUAUAGCAUUGUCGAGUGAAAGAUUACGUAAAUCUUUAUGAUCUUGGAAAAGCUAGGCAUUUAAACAUGUGCGAUUGUAUCAACAAUACUUUAAAUUGUGAAAUUAAUGCAAAAAGUGCGAGUAGCACUUGGUCAUAUAAAUAAGGAAGAUGCGUUGUAUACUGAUGUCAUAAAGUUUAUUGUCAUGCCAGGUUCACUGUCCAUUUGGGUGGAAACAAUUAUAUACACGAUCUUAUAGUUACUAAUACAAUCCAGAUGCUGCCCGUCCAUGUUGUGUAGACAUCCAGCUUAUUAUCAACAGUUUUGAAUUCAUAACACUAGUACUAGUACAUAUACUAUCCCAAAAAAGAAACGCAUAGGCCAGAAAUCUGUUGCGAAAAUGCUGUAUUUUCAAACAGGUAUAACUCGUCCACAAAUAGACUUUAGUACAAGAAUUUUUACAUCGGUAUAGAA
Molecule: messenger RNA, 1024 nt
Organism: Haliotis rubra (blacklip abalone)
Lineage: Eukaryota; Metazoa; Mollusca; Gastropoda; Lepetellida; Haliotidae
Product: protein THEM6-like
Exons: 3
Coding region: 19-612 (197 amino acids)
Source: RefSeq, a predicted model, not a curated record